Messenger RNA from Chara braunii, 3550 nucleotides. Lineage: Eukaryota; Viridiplantae; Streptophyta; Charophyceae; Charales; Characeae. The record is from the annotation of a GenBank genome assembly.
GGGUUGAUUUCCUCUACUAUGGAUGGGGAUAUCUACGAUCAAUUUAGGGAGACCAUUGACAGAAGGCUUGGAGGAGUGAGGGCUGAAGCCAAAUGAAGAGCGGCAAUGGGACCACCGCCCCCUGCCAUGUUCAGGCUAUGGCAGGAAAAGGAGGAACCUCCGUUUGGGAUGGAAGGAGUGGGAAGUGAUGAGGAAGUGACUCAAGGGCUACGAGGAGGAAGUGAGACAGAAGAGGCCAUAAUCAUCGAGUCAGAUGACAAGGAGGAGGAGGAGAGAACACAGCCUCCGUCCGUCUUAUUUAAGAAGAUGAAGGACUUGCUGGAUAAGAUGGGGAGGUACCAACAGAAGUUGGUGGGCCUCUGUAAAGGAGUGAAAGGAUGGAAGUCUAAUGUCCCCACAGUAUUCCUCUAUGACUCCGGCCCGGAGUCAGCGCCUGGGCGACCCRGAGUAAAUGUGGUAGGAUCGUGCCCUCAACCAGGAAUGAGGGGGAGACCCCUCACUCCGCAGGCCCGACUGGCACAGGCAGCGCGAACGAGGAAUCAAGCCAAGGCCAGUACCAGCCAAGAGCCUCCAAGGGGGGAACACGAACCAGGGAGAAGGAAGGAGGCUGUGGAAGUAGAGGACGACGAUGACGAAGAGGAAGAGGAUGAGAGGCUGCGCAGAGAAGAGGAUCAGAGAGCGAAGCAGAGGGCAAGGAAAAAGGGGAUCAGGGGAGAGGCCGAACCGGUCAUAAAGGACGGACCGCCCAAAAAGAAGAAAUACGCGGUCCGGUUGGAAGAAGGAUUCGAUGUAGAGAAGGUGAUUGACCGGCUGCUGGAAGGGCAUAAUGACCUCAUGACCCUGAAGGAAAUCCUAGCGUCAGCCCCGCGACUCCGCGAUGAACUGAAGGGGAGGUCAUCACGGCGCCUGGUGCCCAAUGUCCAUCUGGGUACGAUCCUGCCCAAGGAGGCAGAGUGGGCAGAAUCAGGUACGAAGAUGGACUGGAAGUGCGUAGCCUGCGGUACGGUGGAUUUGAUGGUGAAGGGUUCCAAGUGCGCAACAAUGGUGGACACCGGGGCAAAGAUGAACAUUAUUCGGGAGGCGACGCAAUCAGAUUCGGGUUGGGAAGGGGAGGCAGUGGAGAAUACGCCCCCAGUUGAUGGAUUUCUAGAUCAGGAAGAAGAUGUUCGUCUUCAUAUCAACAAAUGGUCGCCGCGAGUGCCUAGCUGUGUAGGCUAUCCUAUCUGGCAAGCGCUGAAGGGGUAUGAAAGGAGGAAUGAGUUAGUCCUUAAGCCCUUUAAAGAAGAGGAUCCCUGGGGCGGUAAGGAUGUUCAGUGGAUGAUGGAAUUAGCGCUGGCCAGCUCGCAUAGCCGGGUGGAGGAUAUGAGGACGAUUGAGGAAGGACCUGGCCAGGUAGAACGGCAUGAGGACCUGAUGGGAGGAAUGUAUCUCCUCGUCAAUACGUUAUUGCAGGAAAGCCUAGACCAGUCAGGUUCGUUGAACCCGGCAGAGAAUAGGGACGAAAUACCCGAAAGCGAGGACGACGAGUUCGAAGAAGGGGAAAUUAAGAAGGCUUUUCGUGCAGAGGAGUACGAUGGGAUCUACCUAGAGCUGGGGCUUCUUCUGUCAUGUGAAAUGCGGCUUAGAGAUGCGAGCGAUAGGGCUCAAAGGAUGCUGCAACGCUACUUAGUGCGAGACGGUCACCUUUUCGUGAGAAGGGAAGUGGGGAAUCCCAGGAGGGUCGUCUGCGGUAGGAAUCGUCAGAUCGACGUCGUAGCAGCACUACACGAUGGCAUUGCAGGAGGGCAUCGAGGGGUACAAGCCACGUAUGCCAAGAUAAGUGAGCUGUACUACUGGGAUGGAAUGAUGGACAUGGUUGGAAAAUUUUGUCGAUCUUGCGUACCCUGCCAGGAGAGAUCCCGUUUAAGGCAGGGAGAGCCGCUGCAUCCAAGGUCUGACUUUACGACGACAGUCAUGCCAAAAGGAGGGAAGGGGACACGGCUGCCUCAGAGGCCGUUGGGCGCAUCAGGAGGAUAUGAGCGGCAUGGGCCUCGCCAACGAGAGAGUACUCCAGUCUACAAUGAUAGGGACAUCGAGCUAUUCCUGGACAGUUUCUGGGAGCAUAUGAGCGGAGAGGAGCAUGGAGAGCAAGCAGAGGAGGUGUCACGAGGGGAGGUGCCACGAGAGGAGGUGCCACCGGGGGAGAUACCACGAGAGGAGAUGCCGCGGGAGGAGGUACCACAGAAAGAGAUCCGGGGUACUCAGCAAGAGAGAGGGUUGGGCGAUGAGGGGAGACGUGCAGGAAAGGAAGUGAUAGAGGUUGGAGAGGACACGCCCCCACAGACGCCAGUAGUGGGUUUGAGACUCGGGGAUGCACCAGGGAGCACCCCACCGGCAAAUGAGGGGUUGCAGAGAGAGGAGACCCCUUUACCUUCGUCAGGAAAGGCUCCUUCGCCAGAAGAGAGGGCAUCUGUUAGGAGAGAAGCUUCGAUCCUGAUUGAUAGACACCUAGCAGCUCAUGCCCUGGAGCACCCAGACCUGGAGGAGCCAGCACCUGCAGAGCCACGCCGCGAGCGGAGGUUGGAGGCAGCAGGGGAGCUCCCGGAGCAGAAGCAGGAGAGGCAGAGAUCGGAGGCAGCAGGAGCACUCCCGGGUCAGCCAGCCAAGGCCCCGGAAAUUCCUGAAAUGUGGAGAGACUUCUGGGAGCAGAGAGGAGAGGAGCUUCCAUCGCCAGUCAGAGCCGGGUUUGGGGUGGCCAAGAAGGCGGAAGAAAGGUUAGAUCGUAAAAUCAAGUUCCUGGCCAAGACCACUUUUGAUCGGCACUUGUUAUUGGAGGGCGAUCUGGCGGGGAAGAAAAUGAAGGAAGCCAACCAUGGAGUACGUCUGGAGGCUAUGGAGGUGGAAAUUCAGGAACUUAGGGCUUUGGUAGCCAACCAGGCAGCUAUCAUUGAGAGCCUGAGGCAGCAAACCCAGGGAAAGGUGGACAGACCAGAGAGCAGCCGGCAGGGAGAGCAGAAGCAGCCAGGACAGUCAUCUGCGACAGAGCCUCGCCAGGAGCCGCCUAUGGGGAGAGUUAUCCUGGAGCCAGAGGAGGCGAGAGCCCAGAGACAGGCAGAGAGAGAGGCGUUCGAGUUUAGAGCCCCUACUGAGCUCGCGACGCUGCCGGUGGCGGCGGCAGGCCCAGUCGUACCUUUGGCAGUAGAGGAGGGGCUGCCACCAUCUAGCAGUUACGGCAUUGGGUUGCGGAUACGAAGGUUCGGGCAGAGUGGGACACGAGAGGUGGUGAACUCUGCCUGGGCAGAGUGGGACAGAAGAAACCGCGGUGGCGGGGCUGGCCUGAACAACACAAACAUGGACUGCACGCCUCAGCACCUUGAGCUGACGGGAAAGGCCGAUUUGGAAGUGAGUUGAUACUCACUCCGCUGCCUAUAUUGGUAGCACUAGUUGUCRUGUCURUGUGGGAGYGCAGUUUAGCGCAUGRYGGGGCACAGRCGCUGAGCAAGGCGGUCAGCGACACCGUGAGCAAGGCGGUAAAUAAAGAGAAAGAAGGAAAUGAAUUUGGACAGGGCUC